AUGAAGAACUUACUGCGGAUGAAAGCGACGCACCAUGACGAAGACGUCCCCAAGUCGGUGUAUGGCUAUCGACCUUACCUGCUUACUUUCUCAGCAGCAUGGGCUUCAGCCAUGUAUGGCUACGAUUCCGCAUUCAUUGGUGGCACAUUAGCACUGCCUUCAUUCAAAGAUGCAUACGGACUUACCAAUGCUACACGUGCAGAGGCAGCUUCGCUCUCAUCAAACAUCGUUUCGACAUUUCAGGGCGGAGCCUUCUUCGGGUCCAUGUUCGGUUUUGUUCUCGGCGAGCGAUUUGGAAGAAAACCUGUUUUGCUGAUUGCGACCUGUGUUUUCUGUAUCGGCGCAAUCCUACAGCUCAUCGGUAAAAUCGGUCUAUUAUACGCAGGACGGGCCCUCACUGGUCUUGGUGUUGGCGCUACGUCUAUGAUUUUACCAAUCUAUAUUUCCGAGUGCGCUCCACCAAAUAUUCGAGGACGCUUGGUAGGAUUCUUUGAGGUGAUGCUGCAGUCAGCGUUGGUCAUUGGGUUUUGGGUAAAUUAUGGUGUCAAUGAGAAUGUGCCGGCAAGCAGCUCAAGCCAGUGGCAUAUUCCUGUUGCACUCCAGCUUGCUCCCGGCGCCAUGCUUCUUCUCAUGGUACCUCUAUUUACCGUUGAGUCGCCACGCUGGCUCGUUUCCAAAGGUCGAAAUCAAGAUGCACAAAAGGCCCUUGCAUGGGCGCGAAAUCUCCCGGAGGAUGAUUUGUAUCUGCAACACGAGUUACGGAGAAUCGAGAAUGGUGUUAAUGACGAACUAGAAAUUGUGGGGGGCAGUGGCUCGUCAACCUACGUGAAAAUUGCAAGAGAGCUUUUUUGCAAGGGAGUCCGGAAUCGUCUCAUUAUCGGUACUUGGCUUAUGGUACUUCAAAACAUGACUGGUAUCAACGCCAUCAAUUACUACUCGCCCACCAUAUUUAGGGCAAUUGGCUAUACUGGUACCUCCACUGGACUUCUUGCGACUGGGGUGUAUGGGAUAGUAAAAAUGGCGGCGACAAUCAUAUAUGUGAUUAUCAUCGAUCGCGUCGGACGCCGCCCGCUGCUACUGAUCGGUGCCACUGGCUCUGCUAUAGCAAUGUUCUACCUUGGAAUUUAUUGUAAUCUUAGCAACUCCUUAAAUGCAACCCCGAAAGCCGACGCCGGAGCACGACUGGCCGUUGGAAUGGUGUAUGUCUACGCAAUUUUCUACGGCGCUUCAUGGAACGGCAUACCUUGGCUAUACACUUCAGAGAUUUUACCGACUCGGGUCCGAACUUUGGGAAUGGCGUUUGGUGUUUGCAUCCAAUGGCUGUCACAAUUCAUCGUUGUAUACUCGUUGCCAUAUAUGAUCACGGACAUCGGAUACGGAACCUUCAUUUUCUUUGGCACUUGCACUGUUAUUGCCUUCCUAUUCGCAUAUUUUCUGGUUCCGGAGACCAAGGGAGUCGCUAUUGAGGAUAUGGGACUGCUGUUUGGCCCAGAUGUUUCGAUCAUUGCGAGGAAAGCUAGACGUAAUUGGGAACUCAAUAGGGAAGAAGCUGAUGCUGUGGUGAUGCGGGACUUGGAUAAGGCUACGAAGAUGGAAGACGAAGAUGACCAUGUUGAGCGAGUUUGA
Glarea lozoyensis ATCC 20868 is the source of this 1626-nucleotide messenger RNA. RefSeq names its product MFS general substrate transporter. The record is from RefSeq and is a predicted model, not a curated record. Gene Ontology annotation, molecular function: carbohydrate:proton symporter activity. Gene Ontology annotation, cellular component: membrane. The coding region runs from base 1 to 1626 and encodes 541 amino acids. Gene Ontology annotation, biological process: carbohydrate transport; transmembrane transport. The transcript has 4 exons. NCBI's taxonomy places the organism in Eukaryota, Fungi, Ascomycota, Leotiomycetes, Helotiales, Helotiaceae.